AUGACGGGGGCUAAAAUCCUGGCCAUCUGCCAGUCCGGCGGAGAAUUCAUCACAAAGGGGGAUGGCGCCCUCUCCUACGUCGGCGGGGAAGCUCAUGCAGUGGAGAUUGACCGCGAAAUGGCCCUCCGUGAUCUGCUCCUGGAGUUCUGCAACAUGUUCAACUGGGAGUCCGACCCCAAUGCCGUCACUGUCAAGUAUUUCCUUCCGGGCAACAGGCGCACCCUCAUCACCGUCUCCAACGACAAAGACCUGCAGCGGAUGGUGGAUUUCAACGUGGGCUCGGUCACAACAGACGUCUACGUCUCGAGGAAGGCCGAGAGCAGGUGCUCAAUCAUCCAAAACCCUAAUUCUCCGUGCGGAGGGAAGGAAAGAAGGAUUCAUUCCCCUGGACAUGGGUUCAUAAAUUGUCGUAACUUCCUUUCAGGGCAAUCGUCCCCAACACUGCCUUCGCCGAUUUGCUUGAUCUAGCAGCCUCAGACGGCACUCCCCCGGGCAGGGAAUUGAAGAGGCAGAAGAUCUCCGACGCCUGGGAUAAUAUGAUCACCGGCGUUGGGCAGGUGUUCGACGACGUCAAGGACUUCCGCGAUGCUCUGCACAAGUACGCCAUUUCCAAGGGCUUCACGUACAAGUUCGUCAAGAGCGACGGCAUCCGCGCGACGGCCGAGUGCACGGCGGCGAACUGUACGUGGCGGAUUCACGCUUCAAAGUCGUCGGCGAAGCAGAAGUUCGUCGUCAGGAAGCUGAACGACACCCACACCUGCGAUGGGGAGAUCGGCAAGCGAGGACGGCGGCUGGCCAACCAGCGGUGGGUGACCGGCGUCAUCAAGGAGAAGAUGCGGGAUUCUCCGGAUUACUCGCCGAGGGAGAUCGUGAACGAUUUCCGGAGAGAUUACGGGAUCAACAUGAAUUACUACCAGGCAUGGCGGGUGAGGUCCUUUGCGAAGAAGGAGCUGAACAACUCGGACAGGGAGGAAUCGGGGCAUCUGCUCUGGUUCUGCCAGAGAAUCAUGGAGACCAACCGGGGGAGCAUGGCGACGCUGGAGAUGGCGGAGGACUCCACAUUUCAGCACCUCUUCGUCUGCUUCCACGCUUCGCUGCAUGGCUUCGAGCACGGUUGCAGGCCGCUCCUCUUUCUGGACGGCGUCUCCCUCAAAGUCAGCCGGCAGUGGAAGCUCCUGGUGGCGACUGCGUUCGACGGGGAGAACGACAUCUUCCCCGUCGCCUUCGCCGUCGUGGAGGACGAGAGCGUUGACAACUGGCGGUGGUUCCUCGGGCAGCUGAAAUCCGUGUUUGCCAUGUCCAGCGCGGCGUUGACUUUUGUGUCGAACGGGCAGUUCGGCUUGGACAAGGCGGUGUCAGAAGUGUUUGAAGACAGCACCCACGGGCGUUGCCUCUCCCAUCUCAUCGAGGACUUCAAGGCGGAGCUGGAGGAAUCCAUGGCGGAGGAAGCGAGGACCGAGAUGGCGGAGCAUCUCAGAGCGGCGGCGUACGCCUACAGAGAAGCGGAGUUCCGAUCCGCCGUCGAGAACAUCAGGAAGAUCUCCGGCGACGCCGCUGAUUGGGUCCUCGACAGCAAGCCGGAGCUUUGGUCGAACGCCUUCUUCAAGGGACUGCGCUACGACACUAUGUCCUCCAACGCCGCCGAGGCCUUCAACACCUGGAUCACCAAGGCCGCGAGGAAGGAGCCGACGGUGGUGCAGAUCGUCGACCUGGUGAGGUGCAAGCUCAUGGACACCAUAUACACGCGCAGGGAGUCGGCGAACUCCUGGACCGAGAUCCUCACCCCGUCGAUGAACCAGAAGCUGCAGCAGGAGUCCGUCGGCGCCGCCGCCCUCGAGGUGAUCUGCUCCGCCGGCAGCGUCUUUGAGGUGAACAACGCCGGCGGCGGAGGAGGGGAGACGCACACGGUGAACCUGGUCUCGUGGGAGUGCUCGUGCAGGAAAUGGCAGGUCACCGGUCUGCCGUGCGUGCACGCUUUGGUGGUGAUCGAGCGCACCGGUGGCUGCGUUUACGACUACUGCUCCAAGUUCUUCAAGACGGAGUGCCACCGGCUGAUCUAUUCUCUAUCGAUCAACCCCAUCCCGGAUGUGUACAGGAACUCCGCGGCCCUCGGCCUGGUUCCCUUCUCCCCUCGCAGCGGGAGGCUUCCUGGCCGGCCGAAGGUGAAGCCCGCCGAGUUGCAGAAGAUAAACAAGCGGCUCAUCCGGUGCAGCAGGUGCCAGGAGUUCGGCCACAACCGGGUCACUUGCAAGGCCCCCGUGUAG
This is a messenger RNA of Spirodela intermedia, 2264 nucleotides long. The record is from the annotation of a GenBank genome assembly. Lineage: Eukaryota; Viridiplantae; Streptophyta; Magnoliopsida; Alismatales; Araceae.